Messenger RNA from Drosophila sulfurigaster albostrigata, 559 nucleotides. RefSeq names its product protein FAM32A. The transcript has a single exon. Gene Ontology annotation, cellular component: nucleolus. The record is from RefSeq and is a predicted model, not a curated record. The coding region runs from base 104 to 460 and encodes 118 amino acids. NCBI's taxonomy places the organism in Eukaryota, Metazoa, Arthropoda, Insecta, Diptera, Drosophilidae.
AAGUAUAUUUUUAGUGAAAUUUCUGGUCACGCUGGUCGCCUGCUUUAGACAAGGAAAAUAAAGCAAAACAAAAUACAAAUUUGUUUAUAUUUGUUAAAAAACUAUGUCUGACGCUUACGCGUGUGUUGCCAAAGGCAAACUUAAACUGAAAAGUGACUCGGAAUUAAAGAAAAAGAAGAAGAAACACAAGAGUAAGGACAAAGAGAAGGAGGCGCUUCAGAAAUCAUAUGCUGAACAACAACUCAACGAGGCCUCAGCAACAACAACAUCGACCAGCGGCUAUGAACGCAAGCUGACCAAAGCCGAACUGGCUAGCAAGAAGCAGCAGGAGAAGAUGCGCAACAAGCGUAUUAUGGACAAGGCACAAACCACACACAAGCAGCGGGUGGAGAAAUUCAAUGAGCAUUUGGACACACUCACCGAGCACUUUGACAUACCCAAAGUAUCCUGGACGAAAUAGAAAUCCAAUAAAUGUAACUGCAGCUUAGUUGUAAUGUUGAAACUAUGGAUCGUUAUGAUAAGUUAAAUUAUAGAAAUUAACCUACUAGUGGAUAUAUAU